AUGUCAACCCGCAACGCCAUUUUUGACAGCUCCAAAUAUGUAUCCUCGACAGUUCUCAUACCCACUCCGACUUCAAUCAUUCGUUCCUUCUUUCACCGUCGGAUUACCCAGCGUUCUCCUCACCCGCCGAUAACCACGUUCGAGCCCGAUGCCACUGGCAGCAUCUACUCCAAUGAUCCCACCCCUCCUGCGUCCUACCCAAGUAUAGCCCCGUCUGCUGGGGGCUCGACUUCGAUACCGGCUACCAACACAUCUAUCCCCGAACCUAGUGGAAGCGACCAGUCGAGUGAAAGUCCGCUUUCGACCCUGCAGAUCACCACCGUGGUCCAGUCCUCUGGCUCGCAAACAUUUACGCUCAUUAUCCCAUUCCCAUCAACCCCGGCCAGUAUGUCCACUCCUUCAUCUAGCGGCGGGUCCGCCUCACAAGAACCAACGAUAAUAUCUGGGAGUGGGGUAGGGGAUGAUGGAGGUGUAGUACUACCCUCGGGGAGCAGUUCAGUAGAAGGAUCUGAAUCGCUCACAUCUCCGUCAUCAUCAUUGUCACCGUCUGUCUCGCCUUCGAGUUUAACCGGCUUCUCUAGCUCGGCUUUCUCAACUCUUCGCCCUGCCAGCUCUGCAUCGAUCUCACCAGGCAGUGGUGACGAUGAUGGGGGUUUAGAGCCUGGAGAGGACGAGUCGGACGACAUUGGAGCACCAGUACGAACCACAAACCCUGGCGUAGUCGCUGGUGCUAUCGUCGGAGGUGUCAUUAGCCUGUACCUCCUUUUCUUCCUCUUCGUCUUCAUAUGGAGGCGUCGCAAACGUCGUCGAGAAGGCACCUCAAGCCUGAGGAACAGUAUGACGGAACUAGACCGCGACAUGCACUUCCCAGGAUCAAUCUAUUACCCUCCGCAGGGCGGAACGUCGAGGAGUAGACUGAAUGUGAACGUUCACGUUGAGGUGGACGAUGACAGACAUCGACCAUUCGGGAGGUUUCCGAGGGACUGGGAUGAGUGGCUCGGGUCGAGGGAGAGCGUCAACUCGGAACCGCUGCCAGCUUAUCACCCGAGAUAA
Coprinopsis cinerea okayama7#130 is the source of this 1053-nucleotide messenger RNA. RefSeq lists its product as hypothetical. Lineage: Eukaryota; Fungi; Basidiomycota; Agaricomycetes; Agaricales; Psathyrellaceae. The coding region runs from base 1 to 1053 and encodes 350 amino acids. The record is from RefSeq and is a predicted model, not a curated record. The transcript has 2 exons.